This is a messenger RNA of Spirodela intermedia, 12240 nucleotides long. Lineage: Eukaryota; Viridiplantae; Streptophyta; Magnoliopsida; Alismatales; Araceae. The record is from the annotation of a GenBank genome assembly.
AUGUUCUCUCCCUUCCGAGGGCGUCGGGUGGAGGAGCCGGGGGCCGGAGGGAAGGUACUCCGGAGUAGGCGGCGGGCGGUGUCGGCGUCGCCCUACGCUCGGCCGGAGAAUUCGCCCCCGCCGCCGGUGCCGCAGAGUGGAAACCCUAAGUGGUUCUCCGGCAUCAUCUCCGGCGCGGGGAGGCUGAUCUCGUCGGUGUUCCGGUCCGACAGCGGCGAGUCUUCGUCGUCGUCGUCUUCGGAUGCAGACGAAGGCGACCGCGACAGCUCCGGUGUGUUUUUCUCUCCCUUUGUCUUGACUUCUGCACUCGAACUCGUAGGAGCGCGACACGUCUAUUAUUAUGUAGUUCUCGUCUUGAAGUCUAUGGACCUCAAACUCACAAAAGUUUUGUUCAGUAGAGAAUCGUUUGCAUCAGAAACCGAAAUUUGUUUGUGACAAGUGAAAUUUGUCACAAAACUUUCCUCCAGCUCAAUGAUUUCUCUCGCCUUAGCUUUCUAGAACUUUUUCUCCACGAUUUUUGGGGAUUAUUGGUGCGCGUUUACCUUCUGGCAUGUCACAGUACUCUCGUAAUUAAUACCAGAAGAAAAUGUAUCCGCCGUGCACGAAAAUACAACGGACAAUGUCGUGAUUUCUGUAACGGAGUUUACGGUAUAUUUCUUUCGUAUGAGAUGGAUUCGAAUUUUUUUAUUCAACUACCCUCCAUCUAAUCGAUUUUGUCCCUCUUAAAUCUCCGAUUUCAUUAACUCUAUUACUGUUGGUGAUGAAUUUUGAGUACAGAAUCUUUCUUUUCAACUGUUAGGCUUACCUUUGGUGUAUGGUCCUAUAACCUUUUAGACAGUCACACAUCAUUCUCAAAUACUUUAGCAUGCCUGCAACCAUGCGGUUCGACUAAACAACUAUGCCUAUCGCAUAUUAAUGAGAAUCUGUAGUUUUUAUGAAUUUAUCCAACCAAGAGACAGAUCAGGCUUACCAUAAAUUAAAACAGGUGAUAUACCAAUUUUUAAUCACCAUUGCCACGAGUAUGCGGAUCCACACAAUUUGAAGGUAGCAGGAGUCACAAACCAUUCAGAAAGUGUUUCUAUCAUCAGAAAGCAAGUUCCUUCCACACGAAUAGAAUCCCAAACCUAAACAGGUUUGAAGCUGUGAUCAAGCAAGAUGCUUAUGCAGCUGGAUUGUGGAUCACCCUUGAUUCACCCUCUCGUUAGGAAAUAAAGGCAACCUGUCCUUUGAUACUUUUCCAUGGCUGCGAGUUGCCCUUUAUGUUUGGUUUCGAUGGAGUUGAUUAAUUGUUGUCUGAGAUCACUUUCCAGACAUCAUCAGAUUUUUUUCUGAAGUUCUGAGAAUAUCUUUCCCUGCUAUUCUCCUCGUAUAGUCAGUAGCAUUCGUGAGAACGACAAGGACUACCUUUCUGUCUUCCUCAUUCACACUGUCCUUCCACAAGGAUGCUGAUUCUUAUUUGGUUUUUAAAGGAGAUAGAUCGUACGCUUUCCUGUACUUCUCUUUUAUACUGUACCCUAUCUGGAGAGAGUUUUGUCCUUCUACCCGUCUAGUCUGGUGUGCCAUUUUCUUUAUAUUUUUUAAAUUUACCAUCUCAUUUUGGUACGCUAAAAAUACUAAAUCGGCAAUUCAGAACUUUUGCCCUGGAUUUUUCUGACAAUUGGUUUUUUGACUCUCUUUAUCCAGAACGUACUGCUUUCUUUGGGAAAGUUAGCUUUUUAGCGACGGUUUUGCUGAUCUGGCCAUUUUUGAUCUAGUUCGGGCCAGGGGUAUCAAUUGUCCUCGCAAUUUUUUUAAGAGAACAAUGAAGGAAAUCAACUAAUCUGGAUUGAAGCGGUCAAUUUGGACCAGAACGGGCAUUCUUUCUAGAAGUUGGAGAUUGUACGUUACUUUCAAGAAAAAGUUGUCGGUUGUGACUGCUGUUCAUAGUCCUGUAUAGUUGUCAGGUGAAGCAAAAUAUAAUGAUGAAAUGAAGAUAGUAGUUGGCGUAAUGCUGAAUCGGGUGGGAAAGUACCCCUCAUAUGUAACACUCCAACUGCCAUUACACACUUUACACUAGCAGGCACAACCGUUCCUUUACCACAAGUUCCAAGACUCCUCCUUUUUCUUCCCCACCUGAUGUCAGCGGCUUGGGGUUGGGAUGAAGGCAACGAAGUAAACCAAAGGUUUUGAUAACUUACUGUUUUUGAAUAAACUAUAAUUAAAAUAUCUAUAAAUUCAUUUUUGCAAAUGGUGAAAGUGAUAUUUUAUUGUUAGAACUUAGCGAUCCAAUUUGAUCUGAAUUGAGAUCAUAUCCGAAUUCAACUGCAGUGGGUCUUAUUCUACUAGCGUUCUUUAGAUGUACAUAGUCAUAUUGAUAUUCUCUAGUUGCUAGAAAGCUACUAUUCACAAAGCCUAAAAAACCAGCCAGAAAUCAAUUGAUUACACUUUGAUUUACCAAUUUUCUGUGGAAUUGGCCUCUUUAAGUGUUACUGGGGUAAGGAAUAUGUCAAUGAUGUGUUGUAUCCACUACUGUAAGAUGGAGGGCAAAGAUGCCACCAUCUCUUAGUUAGAACCCUUCUAUUUCUCUCGUGAAAAUGGGGAAUAUAGAGCAUGGGGAAGGGAGAAGGGUAUUUUAAAAAAAAGUGUGUUUUUGUUAUAUCCAUUUAGUCAAGCUUCAUUUUAGUAGUAUUGCCCUUUUACCUAAAGAAUAUUUAAUAUUUUUUAAAAAAAUUAAGGUAAAGGUUUCAAAUUUCGUGACAAUGUUUCAAAUUAAGGGAAUCUGAAGCUAUAUUGAAUAUUGUGUAAGCUCCCUAGGCUCAUUGUAGAUAACUUUCUGGACAAUUAUUGCAGAUGGAGAUGAGAAUGGCGAUGAUUAUACCAAAGAAUUGCAGACGUUGGACGAGGUAAUUUAUAAAACCUUAUUAUCAUAAAAAUAUUUUGGUACCAUAAUCCUGGAACCAGCUCAUGAAAUUGAUUGAUUAACAACAUGCUAUUUUCUCCGUAUCGUUGGUAAAUGACAGAAGAAUAUAUUUAGUUUAUGUGCAUGCUUUUAUGCCUUGCCCAAGUGUAUAGAUAAACCACUAAUGUGAUUUUCCCUAAUAUGCAAAUGUGCAUUCCUGUUAUCUGAUAUAGUUGUUGCAAAAAUAAUGUACAUUUAAAGAGGUAAGAAAUUAGGAAUUUGUCUGAUAUAUGCAAAUAAUUACUUUGUCUCCUCACUUCACCAGAUUGUAGUGCCAGCAGUGGGAAUAUAUUCUUGCUGUACUUUUUAUACUUGUCUUGCUCCCUAUGUAAUACACAAACAGAUCUUCUAGAUUUCCCUUUCUUUGUGAUAUUAUCAAAGGCCACUAACUUGUAAAUCAUUUCUGAAGUUCUUUGAUGCAUAUUAGUCUGUAAUAUUAUUCAGUCCUUUGUGUCGAAUCGUUUCUUCUUUUGCAAGGAAUAAGAAAUAAAAAAGGUGGUAGUUCUGCCUUAGAGUUUGAAAGAGGGCGACAAUCUUCUACUUGGUGGAAUAACUCACCAUCGUACUAUUGAAAUGUGAAUGUACAAAAAUCAGGGUAGCCAUUUUCAGUUCAAGAAACAGAUGGAGGCAAAGUUGUAGAACUACCGCAAUGCUUAUUUGGAGGAUGUAUACUGCUCAAUGAUUUUUGUAAGAGACAUUUACAAAUGUUGCCCUUUAAGUACUUUAAGGAAGAUACAUUUUGGGUUCAUUCAGAGGUUUUGUCGCCCCAUGUCAUGCUGAGAAUUGAGGGUAACAAAGAAUGUCUUUCUACUGGAGAAGAUUCAUCAAGAUGAUUGUAAAAAUUGGUUGCUCCGUUCUCAAUGAAGUCAAGGAGCCAAUCUAGGAUGCAGCGUUCCUCAGGUUCGGUUGGAUUUUCACUGGAUUUCUAGGAAUGUUUUUUGGGGUUUAUAAAAGGAUAUAUCAUGAGAAGAAUGAGAGCUUUAGGAAAGACUUCUUUUCGCAAUCAGGUGCUGACUCCCCUAUUGCCAGAGGUAAGAUUAAUCGUCUGAGCUUAGGACAGCAGACUACUUAAUAGAUUCUACAGGAUCUUUUACUAAUUGUUGGUUAUUACAUUGAAAGGAGUUCCAAACCAGUUGGUGGAUAGAAGCCAACGAGCUUUCCUAUAAGGGUGAACCAUAUCUGACACUUUUAUUAAAAAGAGCUAUGCACUUCAAUUGAAAUCGAAACGAAAAUACUAUAAUUCUCGUAGGGCCUAAACAUAAAUAAAUUAAUUGUGUUGGUUAUCAAGACAGAAGCUUUCAGUUAUGUUGGUUGAUAAAUGUUAGUGGUUCAUUUAGGUCUUUAGAAGCUGCAGGCAGGGGAUCAUGUACCACCUUUCCUACUCUUGAUGAAUAAGUACCUCGAUCCCAUGUGGAAGAAAGCAUGGAGGCUAAUAUAUCUGAUAAAAAAUAGGUAAAUGUAACAUUUCAUGCUUGUGCCAAUUUGUUAUUACACAGUAUUUUGAGGAAGAAAGUGACGGAAUGGUACCUGAUAUUUGAAAAAUAUCGUUGUUAUUUGUUGGGAUCAUGGGCAAACCAAAACAUGUGAUCUCUAGUUUUGGUUUUCGAAGGAUAAAUCGUCUACUUGCUAACCUGGUGGAUUGUCAGUUACUCAAUUUCCUGUUAGAUAUUUAGUGGUUCCAAUAUCAGAUAAUUCCAUAGGACCCAGGACUGGAACAACCUUUUUACAAGGUUUACUGGAAAUUAGAAUGAUAAAAAUUCACAGCGGCCAUCAUUGUAAUUGGACCAGAUGAGCUUCCAACGAAAUUGCAGGUCAAUUCUUUUUCCUGUCUGUUGAAGUAUUACCAGAUUCGUGGACUUUAUUUUGCAUUUUCACAUUGCAGCUGGGUUGGAUGGUGUAUUCGACUUUAGGAAAAGAGUGUUUUUUUUUAUGUCUGUGAGUUGUCAUUGGACGAAGAACAGGCUGUUCAAGCAAUAAUCUGGGGCUUAGCUUUGGUUUCUAAAGUUUUAGGAGGAACCGUAGCGGUUCUCUGAUGCCUUGUCUAUUGCGAUGUCUUUAUGGAAUGUUGGAAUGUUAGUUGAUAAUUAUUUCCGUACAACUUUUCCUGGUAACUUUUUAAGCAAGAAUAGGAGGAGAGAAAAAUGGUUAAAGUCGUAAUUUAAAGGACAAUUCAUCGAGGUGUUACCUGAAGAGAAUAUUACUUCUCUUUUCUACGUGUCUUACCCGAUGAAAUAUAGCUUAUCAUUAGUAAGAAUUGUAAUUAACAUAUCCUUUGGCUUCAUAGUAUUCUUGCCAUCAAAUCAUGGGUUAUUUCGAAGCUAAAAACGCGGAGAAAAUCUAUUUUUUGUGUUAGAUAUAACACCCCGGUAUUUAUCUUAUCACAGGUUUAUAUUAACUGAUUACUUUAACUGACAGAAUUGUUGGGCUUUUAACAUUCUAACUUUGACCUCAUAUGAUCAGACAGGGAGGAGUUAUAAAUCGUCUGCGGAGUGUGCCAAGGGAUCACAAUUGGCAAGUCAAUGGAGUGAAAGGAAACUUGCCAUCAAACAGUUACUUCUGCAAGAAACAUUUUCAAGGUCGAACAUUGAUAUUCUUGGUUCUGUUCAUUAGGUUCUGUACUUGCUUGAUGCUUUCUUUGGUUUUUUUUUCUCUUCAUAAGAAGGCCUGUACCAUACAAUACCCGUUCUCAACUUUUGAGCGUAUCCUGAUCUAGAAAACAAACGUCUGAUUAGUGGGCCAAUUUAUUUUUGAAGUUUUACAUGCUCCUGCAAUUUUCUGCUAUCUACAAGGGAAAGCUGCUUCAUGUACUCUUUAACGGGCUAUGGCAAGUGGUUCUUUUAGUUUCUCCCUUGGACUUGCAGUUUCAUGUUGACAUCUUGUCAACUCUCUUGAACAGGGGGUAGCUUCACCUUGGGGAAUCCGCUUCAGGCCACUACACUUGUCAAAUCCUCUGGGACCUAAGCAGGUCUCAGCCUUCCUCCUAAUAGGAUAAGGCUUAUGAAUGAUUGACUAAUUUACAGCAUGAUCCAUUUUCUUUGUUUGUUGCAUUUUCUUGGAGGGCUUGUUUCUGUUUUAUUUUGGUAGUGGUCUUUAAAAAUCGUGUAUACAUGAUACAAAAAGUGUUGCACGUUCUUAGAUUAUUUCGAAAAUUAUCAAGGGUAGACAAGGAUUCUUACUUCGUACAUUUGUCAGCCUUUUUUGCCAUUGUGUCAGACAAGUUAUCAUAAUCUUCCCGAAUUCCUGUAAGAUUGAAAGGAAUCUACCCAUCGUGCCUUACUAACUUUUAGGUAACCUUUCCCCUCCUUUCUUCUGGGAUUAUAGAUUGGAACAAUAAAUAAGACGCUUUGACCAGAUAGUGGUCCAUUAAGAUUUUCCCUUGCUCUUUAAAAAUUUUCCUUUUCUACCUUUCAAAAGCUAUUCAAUACCUACUCAUUACUGAUAUUCGGUUAUGUUUGAAGUGAGCCCUAUGAUGGGAUUGCCAGUACCAAAGCACGAGAGCUUUGGCCUAACCUUUUUUCAGCCCGAUUUUAUUUGACCUUUAGACAUCCAAAUUUCAUGGUAGCUAACUGGUUGAGUUAGAGACCAUAGAAGAAAGUUUAAUCAGCACCGGUGCACCAUAUAUAAGGCAAGGAGUUAUAAAGAAUCGUCGUCAUGAUGCUGUAGAUUUGUGAGACAGCAUCAUGCGCUAUCUUUUUCCCUUUUUGGGGGAUAUUGAGUAAAUUCAAGCGUUUCUGGGGAAAGAAGCACGUUUUAUUUGCUGAAUCUUUUAUAUGUCAUGAGUAAACGAUUAUUUAUUAUGUACUAUCGGAAGUGUAAUUCUUUUCACAAACCAGAUCACAUCCCAAGACAUAUGGCAUAAAUUACGUUAAUAUAAUUACGGAAAUACAAUGUCCGUUUUCUGAAUCAUAUUAUUGUUUAUCCCACGAUCUGCAAAGAAUGCGGACGGGACAGAACUCUGAAAGUAAAUCUAAGAAAUAAUACAGCCAAGGAAACGCAUGUUUUCUUCUGUCCUUAUGCCAAGGUUCAGGCAUUUCAGGAAAAUUGGAUUACUGACACUUCAAAUCCAGUUCUGCUCAGUUCAGCCUCUCAAUCAUGAACAGCUAAUACUUUGAACCGUAUUGUUGAGCAUGUCUCUUUUUGCGCUACUGGUAACCUUAUGUGCAACAUCUACGAGAAUAAUUUUGCCUGUAUGUUUAUUUCUGUACUCCUAUGUCAUAGGCUUCCUGCAAACACAGGCUGCUUAGAAUAACGUGCUGUACAAUUUCUCUUUAUUAUUAAAUGUGGUUCAGUUGGUUGUUGUUGAUGCAGACGCAGAUUUUUUUCCUUUUUAAUUUGUAUCUCUAUUUGUAUUGUUGGUUACCUUUGAUCAGGAUGCAGAUUUUCUUAUUCUGUUAUUGUUUUUGCAUUCCUGUUUGCCUUUUAUAACUGCUGACGGUGUGAUUUUCUGCCCUCUUUUAGGGAUGAAAGUGAUAUACUAAUAAAGAUAAUCCAAUCACGGGUUGUAGAUGCCACUGAAGUUGUAAGAUUGGGGGAACAAACAGAGGUUCCUGAGAAAACUGUUUAUAGUGAUUUGACUUUCUUAGGAACUUGGAGGUCGCUGAAUAGGGGAAGGAAGUUUCCUGAGGGACUUCCAUAUUCUUCCAACCAUCUGAAUGAUCUUUCUUUGGGGACGUCGCUUCUUCAUGGCUACACCCAAGAUCUGUGUGACAAAGCUGUAAUGGAGGCGAAGCAAUGGCUGGACAAGAAAAAACUGGAGUCAGCGUCAAAAUCUGAACGAGAUUUUGGCCCUUGCACGUUGAACACAGACGUGAGUCAAUAUGUCAGUUCUUCCUUGUUUUGGCUUUUCGAAAAAGAAAGUUCCUUUAUCAUCGAGCUCAACGCUUAGCUGUAGUGGUGCACUGCUUUUGUUUUCAUUGUCUGAUACAUUUCUUUAUAAUUAUAUACGACAGUUGAUAGUUUGCCGUGGUGUACCAAUGUGUUUCCAGAUAAUUGCAAUGAUAUUACUGUGUUGUUGUAUAACUUUUUGACUGUCUUGUGUUAUACUGUAUUGUAUUCAAACGCGCAUAUCUACAAUUAUGUAUUUUUGGUGAAUCGGUCUUUCAGUGGUUUAGAUUGAAAGGGAUGAAAACCUGUCUGACAGGACUACCAUUGAACAUUUGUGCACCUAUGAUAACUGAAUGCAGUUCAAUUUAAGGAUCGUGUCCCAAAAUGUACAAUUUUUUAUCAAAUAUCAGCAUCAUCAUAAAUUGUUAGGGUCUACUCUUUCUCCAUCAUCAAUGUGAACCGCCUGUCUUCCCAAAGAAGAUAUUUUCGUAGUAUCUCUUUACCUUUAGGAGGCACCCUCAGUUCUCCUUGGAGACCUGUCUCAAUAGCUUAAUCCUAGUGUUUUUAUGCAACUCUGCUGUACAGAGUAUCAAUUACUAUUUUGCCACAUGGUCCUCUAGACUUGUGCUUAUGUAAGGUUGGUACUUUUUUCAGCAACUGGAAGAUGAUGCGGGUUCACCUGUAGACAUUGCUAAAACAUAUAUGCGAGCCCGGCCUCCAUGGCAGUCACCAAUAUUGAGCAGCAUUGGAUUCAAGACUCCGCCUACCGGAAUGCUUCUUUUCAAAGAUGAAACACCAUCCAUUAUUAGAGCCGAUUUGUCGUCUGCAUCUCAGGUAAAUUAUUUUCUCAGGAAAAAUUAGCAUCCGUGAUUCAAUUUCUCAUAGCAUGAUAGAAAUUACUCUCAGAAAUGCGAAUGUAAGUAUGAAGAAUUUGCGAGAAUUAUUUGAUCUUUUUUUCGACUUUGGUCCCGUUGAUGAUCGGUAUCAUACCAGAUUAUAUGUUUGGUAAUAUUUGUUGAUAUCAAUGAUGAAUGGUCUGUCCUUCUGAAGUUUAGUUGUAUUCAUGUGUAAGGUUAUUCAUAAAUAUGUGAACAAAAGGGUUGGUUGGUUAGUGGAGAGCUUCUGCUCAUAGUUUCUUCUCACAUUAUUCCUUUCAAUAAACUUGCUGAAGUGGAUUUGCCGUGCAUUUAUUCGUCCCCUCUCCGCACUGAAUUUCGACCAAGAAAUUUGUUAAAGGGGGUCUAAAAAUGCAUGAAUGGAUAUAUUCAGAUGUAUUUGCCAAGAUACGCUAACCCUUGAUUUUGGUUUCUCAUGAUCUCAACAUUUUCAAGUAACCGAUUAAGUCCUCAGAGCAUUGCCUUUCAUCCAUGGUACCAUUGGCAACAAACACUACACUCGAAUGGGUUCCUAACAUGAAUAUUUCUUUGUUCCAGUGCCUUUCUAAUCUACUCGCCCUUGUUUGUGGAUUUUGGGGCCUGAGAACUCGGUCUUGACAACUUAAAAAACUACUUUAUAUAACAAUAUUGUUAUACAGUUUCCUCUGGUAAUUGUAAUGAAUGGAUGGAAUGUCUCAGAAUGCUGUCGCAGUUCAAAGCGAAGUCAUUGAAACAAUUUUCCAAAUGGAGACAUAUGAUAUGUAUUUUUAGAUAAUUUUCCUGGGCUGUCAAUCUUUUAGUUUUUCAAUCAAUGCCAACAUUUGGAAUGAUGUAGUAGAGAUCAAGCACAAGGAUUCAAUGUUUAUCAGAAUCUGUUAUCAAUCAGAGAACCAAAGCUGUGAAUGUCAUCCAAAGUAAAAUCAUCUGGUAUUAUUUUAAUAUGAACAGUCUUGGACAUACUAAGGGCGAAUUACACAGUAUACCAUGGUUUUACGCAUAUUCAUCAAGCAUUAAGUUAGUUCAAUAGGUCCGCCUUGAAUGGGAGGAAUAUCUAUGUUUUUAUCUUCGCCUCGGGGAUAGAUAAGAGAGGAGACCUAGAGGUGGCUAGAUAUUGGGAUUUGACUUGUUUGAUCACAAUUUAUGUCAUUCUUGCAUGUGUAUGUCAGAACUAAUGCGUCCAGAAAAUGAAGAAUGGUUUCGUGUUUUUCUGUAUGCUUAUUUAUAAAGCUGUUUAUGGAGGACACUUACAUAAAGUAAGAAAAUCAUAUUAAAGCACAUUUUUAAGUAUAAUGCGCCCCAAUUGAUUCAUUCUCCGAAUAUGCCUUUUCAGGACAUGAAAAGGAGCUAUCUUCCCCCUGUUAUUGAUGAUUCUCUUAGUCUGCGUCUGAUGUCAACGGAGAACACACCGGACCGAAGUAUGCUCCAUCUAGAUGAGAGUAUAUUAGAGCAUGAAACUCACCAAACCGCUGAUGAAAGUGAUCCAACAGAGGCUACCGUAAAUCACAGUGAUGAGCCAUUAUCAGCUAUUGAAACAUUGAAGGCACUAGAUGCAUCAAGCACGCCUGAAAACUUGUCUGUGGAACUAAGCUACCCUGACAUAGUCUUCAGCUCCCCCAGCCAACGGGCAGUUGAAAUAAAUACUUCAACUUCUUUGCCAUCGCCAGAGGCACCAAAGCCAUUUGGUUCAUCUGCAAUCGUGCCUGUAAAUUUGUGUGUGGAAGAUGAUUGCCCUGAAGAAUUUCCCAGUUCGCGUGGUUCAAAAACAUUUGUUGUUGACCAUUCAUCAAAUGGCGAGGUCAACACCGAGGCUGAAAUGAAAAAUGAGGUUAUCAAUCUCUGUUCUACUAAUCUUAUUCCGGAUCCUGAAGACGACAUUAACGUGAUGGAUUUCAAGGAUGAAAGACCAGCAAGAACUAUAUCACCACAAGCAACAGAGACUGUGUUGGAAUCUUUAUCUAUUAGCCCUCAGCCUUCGGAUGUAGGGCUUAUUGGAGAUGGAACGUAUUCGCCUUUUGGUGCUGAUGCCAGUGAUAUCCUCAUUAUUGACUCAAGCCAGGUUAUCAUUUACUCCCUUGUUUUCUGCCCCUUGUCAACAUUUUUGUCUCUUAAUGGGCGCCUAUCUUUUUGGUAAAGCCUGCCCUUCUCUGUGGCUAUCCAACACACAAGAGAGGGGGGAGAUCUGUAGAACUUACAUUGCCUGGAAAAUAAUUAGACUUAAUUUUUGAAGGACUUUGAGGAGACUCAACGAAUGGAGAAACAAGUCGACCGCAUGUCAAUUGAUGAUGAAUUUCUUCGUCCAGAACCUGCCGUGGGUCACAGUGGUAAGAACAUAUUGCUAAAGUCAAUGUCCAUUUUACCAGUAGCAUUGCGGAUACAGUUCUUAGCCGCUAACUAUUUCGGGCUAUGAAUUCCAGAUGCUAGAGGUUCUGUUAAGGAGUUGUCAAGCAUUGAACGUGAAGAACUUGCAUUGGAGGCUGCUAAUUCUUCAUUGUUAAGGUUUCUCUACUUUCUAAAGAACUACUUUCUACGAGAAGAGUGUAGCAUCCGUGUCUUUGUGUUUAGAUAAUCACGUAGACAUAAAAUUUAGUUAAAAUGCUAUUGCUCCCGAUGAAUGCAUGAUAUCAUCUCGUCAUUUUAUUUUUUUGCGAAAUUUAAGCUAAAAAUCUUGCACUAUUUAUUUAGGAUUUCACAUUUCGAUCUGGGUUUUUCUGCAGCAACGCUAACCGGCCUGUGACCAGUUCAGAAUCUUCCGGUGAGAUAAAACCAGGCCAAAGGUUCUCAGCAAAGUUCGACUUGCUACCAGAGUCGAAGCUUGAAGAUGCUCCAGUUGGUACGUAUUCUGCUCCGAUUAUUACUCAUCAAGGAUCUUGGGCCUAUUCAUCAGAGAGCUGCAUUGUCGGCCAAUUUGCUCGAUCCUUUUGGGCUGCUUAUUAUCUCGGUAUUUGGGUAUGAUUCUCGAGUGUUGCCCAUGAACUCCCGUGCUCAUUUGAUCUGUCUCCGUAUCAGGCAGGGACCUGCGAGUUUAUUUAUUCAUAUAUUUGCUUUAUUCUUCUGGGCAUGAUUAACGAGGGCCUCCUAGCCCAGGGAAAAGGAGUAUAUAAUUUUAGUUCUUGAUGAAAUCCAGAGUCUGAAGCUUCCAUUCCUUCCCUGUUUUGUCUCCUGGUUCGAUCAGGAUGACGUUUAAUACCGUGAGAUAUGUGGGCUUUGCAGACCCAAGAUCGCAGGAAGGUAACGGCCAGGAAGGCAUCCCAGCCGCCAUGGUUUCCACCAAUGGGAGCUCUCUCCAGCCGGGGUAAGUAAUCCUUCAACCUUGGAAAAAAAGCUUGCAGCGUCCUCCUCAACCCCUCCUCCUCCUUUCUCAGGUCGUCUUCGAAUCCAUGGAUCAGCGCCUCAGAGGAGGGCCACCAUUUUCCCCCGCCGAGCAACGGGGGCGAACCCGCGGCGGCAUCGGCGGAGCUCCGCCAGAAGAACCCACCUCAGAACGGGACGGUGAUGAAGUCGAUCGAGCAGAUGCUGUCGGAUAAUCGGCCCGCCGCCCGGGGCGGCGGCCGAGGGAGGCGAGUGGCCGUCAAGUCCAGGAGGGGAAGGGGGAGGGGGAAGUGA